This is a messenger RNA of Musca vetustissima, 2066 nucleotides long. It is a transcript of the gene Cpsf73, whose product is annotated as cleavage and polyadenylation specificity factor 73. Gene Ontology annotation, molecular function: 5'-3' exonuclease activity; RNA endonuclease activity; RNA binding. Bases 1 to 2055 code for a protein of 684 amino acids. NCBI's taxonomy places the organism in Eukaryota, Metazoa, Arthropoda, Insecta, Diptera, Muscidae. The transcript has 7 exons. Gene Ontology annotation, biological process: mRNA 3'-end processing by stem-loop binding and cleavage. The record is from RefSeq and is a predicted model, not a curated record. Gene Ontology annotation, cellular component: mRNA cleavage and polyadenylation specificity factor complex.
AUGUCUCAAAGAAGUGAUGGGCAUGUCCCAGCUGAGGAAAGCGACUUGCUGCUGAUAAAACCGCUUGGUGCUGGACAGGAAGUUGGCCGGUCGUGCAUUAUGUUGGAAUUUAAGGGAAAAAAGAUAAUGUUAGAUUGUGGUAUUCAUCCUGGAUUAUCAGGAAUGGAUGCAUUGCCUUAUGUGGAUUUGAUAGAGGCUGAUGAAGUAGAUUUAUUAUUUAUUUCGCAUUUCCAUUUAGAUCACUGUGGAGCACUGCCAUGGUUUCUUAUGAAAACCAGUUUCCGUGGGCGUUGUUUCAUGACACAUGCUACCAAGGCGAUAUACAGAUGGAUGUUAUCGGAUUAUAUUAAAAUCAGUAACAUAUCCACUGAACAAAUGCUUUAUACGGAAGCUGACUUAGAGGCAUCCAUGGAAAAGAUAGAAACUAUUAAUUUCCACGAAGAACGCGACGUCAUGGGUGUUCGAUUUUGUGCUUAUAAUGCUGGGCAUGUCUUGGGUGCUGCAAUGUUUAUGAUUGAAAUUGCAGGUGUAAAGAUUCUGUACACUGGCGACUUUUCUAGGCAAGAAGAUCGACAUUUAAUGGCUGCUGAAAUACCUAAUAUGAAACCAGAUGUUUUAAUAACCGAAUCAACGUAUGGCACACACAUUCAUGAGAAACGAGAAGAUAGAGAAAAUCGAUUUACAUCUCUAGUGCAGAAAAUUGUUACCCAAGGUGGUCGAUGUUUAAUUCCCGUAUUUGCUUUGGGAAGGGCCCAGGAACUUUUAUUAAUACUAGAUGAAUACUGGUCACAGAAUCCUGAGCUUCAUGACAUACCAAUUUACUAUGCAUCGUCGCUGGCUAAGAAAUGUAUGGCUGUAUAUCAGACAUAUAUUAAUGCUAUGAACGACAAAAUUCGACGUCAGAUUGCAGUGAAUAAUCCAUUUGUAUUUCGUCACAUAUCAAAUCUAAAGGGUAUCGAUCAUUUUGAAGAUAUUGGCCCAUGUGUAGUAAUGGCAUCCCCGGGUAUGAUGCAAAGUGGUCUAUCAAGAGAACUAUUUGAAAAUUGGUGUACAGACCCGAAAAAUGGUGUAAUAAUCGCUGGUUAUUGUGUUGAAGGAACAUUGGCAAAGACUAUACUUUCAGAGCCGGAGGAGAUAACAACUUUGUCAGGACAAAAAUUGCCCCUAAAUAUGUCUGUUGACUAUAUUUCUUUUUCGGCGCACACAGAUUACCAACAAACGAGUGAAUUUAUACGUCUCCUGAAACCGCAACAUGUGGUUUUAGUUCACGGCGAGCAAAACGAAAUGUCAAGACUAAAAAUGGCCCUACAACGAGAAUAUGAAGCAGAUCCUAAUAUAGACAUUAAAUUCUACAAUCCACGAAACACGCACUCUGUGGAAUUAUAUUUCCGAGGAGAAAAAACAGCUAAAGUUAUGGGCACAUUAGCUGCAUCUAAACCAGAAAUAGGAAAUAAAUUAUCCGGUGUUUUGGUUAAACGGGAUUUUAAAUAUCACCUACUCUCCGCUUCGGACUUGUCAAAAUAUACAGAUAUGAGUAUGUCUGUUGUGACUCAACGCCAAUCCAUACCAUGGAGUAGCUCCUUGAGUACUUUGCAAUUACUUUUGGACCGCAUUGGUGGUGCUGGCACUGUUCAGGUAUUGGAGGUUGAUAAACGAAUUCGAGCAUUUAACUGUAUAGACCUUAUCGUGGAUGCAAAAAUUAUUGUAAUGGAAUGGCAAGCGACACCAGUUAACGAUAUGUUCGCUGAUUCUGUUCUUGCAUGUAUUAUGCAAACGGAAAUGGGGGGAACCAACAUUAAGGGCACCACUGGUCAAUCAACAUCCGAGCGAACACAUUUCAAGGAAUGUCUUUUAGAAACACUGCAGGAUACAUUUGGCGAUAAUUGUGUUCCAAAAAUGUUCAAAGGUGAUGUAUUACCUGUUACCGUUUCUGAUAAACACGUGGAAGUCAAUCUGGAAACUCUGGCUGUAACUAGCAACGAUGAUGAGAAUUUACGGCAAAUUGUUAAUACUACUGUUCAAAAGUUAUAUCAAGCGCUAGUAUCCAAUACGUAACAUAAACAAAA